AUGUGCCCUUACGUCCGUGAAAUGCAAAGGCUGCCCUCACUCGAUGUUUUGGAUGCACCAGCACCUUUCUCAUCUGCUUCGACAAAUGGGAGACCUUUGCCGCCAGGUCUUGUCCCGUUUUCCAGUCGCCAUGCAUGGAGAAACUCGUUGUCCGUGAUCACGGGCUCAUCAAAUGGCGCUGAUAUCACAAUCGAUGUUCUUGAUGCCGAGCCGCCACGAGCAGGUGAUGGCUGGAAGAGCUUAGCCCGUGGCUUCCUUGGUAUCAGUGCAGGAUCAGACCCAAGUGAACAGAGAACCAUGUUUGGAACCCCCCAAGUCAUCCAUCAAGGGAAUCCCUUGGUCUCAGAGCGAGGGUCUUUGCACUCUAUGCAUUUGCACCUAAGCCCCUAUUCCGCACGUUCAUCUUCAGGCUCAGCGCUUGCAUCCUCCGCCCGUGUUUUCAAUCUCUCAGGGUCCAAUUCCUCUCGUCCUUCUGCAAAUUCCGCCCACUCAUGCAUAGCGACCGUGUCCUCUGCAUUGCUGAACUCUAGUCGACAGUUUGAUCCUAUCCCGCCAUCUGUGAGCGCGUUUGGACACGCAGAUCCCUCGCGGUACAUGCCACACACCACUGAGGAAUAA
Suillus discolor is the source of this 618-nucleotide messenger RNA. RefSeq lists its product as uncharacterized. Bases 1 to 618 code for a protein of 205 amino acids. NCBI's taxonomy places the organism in Eukaryota, Fungi, Basidiomycota, Agaricomycetes, Boletales, Suillaceae. The transcript is spliced from 2 exons. The record is from RefSeq and is a predicted model, not a curated record.